Molecule: messenger RNA, 1446 nt
Organism: Sceloporus undulatus (fence lizard)
Lineage: Eukaryota; Metazoa; Chordata; Lepidosauria; Squamata; Phrynosomatidae
Product: alpha-2Da adrenergic receptor-like
Exons: 1
Coding region: 72-1391 (439 amino acids)
Biological process (GO): adenylate cyclase-activating adrenergic receptor signaling pathway
Cellular component (GO): membrane
Molecular function (GO): adrenergic receptor activity
Source: RefSeq, a predicted model, not a curated record
CCUCGGUUUUCUGCUGCUGCUGCUGCUAAAGCUGAGGGAGGAAGGGAAGAAGGGAGGCAGAGGGAUAUGGCAUGAGCUCCGGCCAUUGUUGUUGUUGUUGUUGUUGUUAUUAUUUAUGGUAUUUAUACCCAGCCCUUCAUCCCUCAGAACGGCUUACAAUUAUUAUUGUUGUUGUUAUUAUUAUUUUUAAUGCGAGGGCUGCCUGCCCUCAGGCUCGCAGUCUAUGCCAGGCCAUGGAGUUCCCCCCCGGGAACGAGAGCCUGGGGCCGGGCAACGCCUCCCUCUCGGCGGGGUCCCGCUGGGUCUACUCUGCAGGGUGGGUGGCGGUGCUGUCCUCGCUGGUGGCCUCUCUGAUGGCGCUGACGCUGUCCGGGAACGCGCUGGUGGUGGCAGCGGUGCUGCGCCGGGGUCCGCUGCGGGCCCCGCAGAACCUCUUCCUGCUCUCCCUGGCCGGCGCCGACAUCCUGGUGGCCGCCCUGGUGAUGCCCUUCUCCUUGGCCAACGAGCUGAUGGGCGAGUGGGUCUUCGGCCGGGCCUGGUGCCGCCUCUACCUGGCGCUGGACGUGCUCCUCUGCACCGCCUCCAUCGUCCACCUCUGCGCCAUCAGCCUGGACCGAUAUUGGUCGGUGACCAAGGCCCCGGAGUACGACGGGCAGAGGACCCCCGGGAGGGUCAAGGCGGCCAUCCUGAUGGUCUGGCUCCUCUCCGCCGCCAUCUCCUCGCCCCCGCUGCUCUCCGGGGCCCAUUGGCAGACAGAGCCACCCUCCCGCUGCAGCCUCAACGAUCAGACUUGGUACAUCUUGGCCUCCUGCGCCGGGUCCUUCUUUGCUCCGGGACUCAUCAUGCUCCUGGUUUAUCUCCGCAUCUACCGCGUGGCUAAGCGCCGGAGUAGCAGCACCAACAGCAGCAGCAGGAGCCUCUCUUGUAAAGAGGGACCCAAAAGAGAGGCAGCCGAGGAGGAAGGGAAGACCCUCGCGGUGGCCUCCUCCUCGGAGCUGUCCUCUUCGCCCCGGCCCCGGGGGCAUCGUCGUCGCCGUCGAAGCCGUCGAGGAGGCACCGAAAGCCAAGGCAGCCUGGCUCUGAAACAAGCUCGGGAGAAGCGCUUCACUCUGGUGCUGUCGGUGGUGAUGGGGGUCUUCGUGGUCUGCUGGUUCCCCUUCUUCUUCAGCUACAGCCUCUACGGCAUCUGCCGCCAGGCCUGCCAGGUCCCCGAGACCCUCUUCAAGUUCUUCUUCUGGAUCGGCUACUGCAACAGCUCCCUCAACCCCAUCAUCUACACCGUCUUCAACCGGGACUUCCGACGGGCUUUCAAGCGCAUCCUCUUCGGAAGGGCCUCCUCCAGGGCCGGCAGAGCUAGGAUCGUGGACCGCAGGCUCUUGGCUCUCCACUGACUGGAGACAGAACCCGCUUUGGCAGGGCUACUUGCUCUUUCUCCAGGCUAUGGAA